AUUAUCAUCGUAUACGUAUAUAAUAUACAUAUAUAUAUAUAUUCUUCUAGGAGAGACACCGAUCUCCUCCUCCUCCUGUUCGUCAACCCUCACUCCCACCCGUCGGUUUCGCGCGCGCCCGUUUUUCAGCGUGCCGAGGGCUACCUCUAUAGUAUCUAUGCGUAUUCGGUACUCACUAACACUCGGUCUACCGUCGCGGCUCAGUCGUUCCGAUCACUCGGCGGCCGUAUCACGCGUCAAGCACACCCGUUCGCGUACCGAAAUAUCGUCGAGCACAGAAGCGCGCGCACGUGUUCCUCGACGUUUGUUUAUGUUUUUUUUAAAGUUUUUUUCUUAAGACAUUUCUACUUAGAACCAAAAACGAUUUGUUUUUAUCGUUUUCGACCAACCGGAAAUUAAUUUCGAAUAUUAAAUUUCCUUGAACCCGUCAAUAACACUCGAGAUUUAUGGGAACCUGGACGCUGAAAUCGGAGAAAGAUGGCGAAACGGAAGACGGAGAGGUGGUGAGCACGCUGAGCUGCUAUAACUCUGCCGAGCUGCUGGGUGUGCCGGCCAGAAUGCCUCACAAUUACGGACCGGAAGCGCCCAUGCAGUUCCGGCCCGAGCAGAGACUGACCCGGGACGCGAUGGAGAGGUAUCUACGGGACCGCAAUGACCUGGUGCUGGUGAUUCUACACGCCAAGGUGGCGCAGAAGUCUUACGGCAACGAGAAGCGGUUCUUCUGCCCACCGCCUUGCAUCUACCUGUUCGGCGAUGGCUGGAGGCUCCGGCAAGAGCAGUUGCUCAGGGAGGGCGUGUCCGAGGGCAACUCGCAAAUAAGCGCGUUCAUCGGCAUCGGCAGCAACGACCAAGAGCUGCAGCCGCUCGACCUGAACAACGGCAAGCAGUACUGCGCCGCCAAGACGCUGUUCAUAUCGGACUCGGACAAGCGCAAGCACUUCAUGCUCAUGGUGCGCAUGUUCUACAACGUGGGCUACGAUAUCGGUACGUUCCACAGCAAGCGCAUAAAGGUCAUAUCGAAGCCGUCCAAGAAGAAGCAGUCGCUGAAGAACGCCGACCUGUGCAUUGCCAGCGGCACCAAGGUGGCGCUGUUCAACCGGCUCCGGUCGCAGACGGUGAGCACACGGUACCUGCACGUGGAGAAAGGCAACUUCCACGCCAGCUCGACGCAAUGGGGCGCGUUCACCAUACACCUGCUGGACGACGACGAGAGCGAGAGCGAGGAGUUCAACGUGCGCGACGGGUAUGUGCACUACGGCAGCACGGUCAAGCUGGUGUGCAGCGUCACCGGCAUGGCGCUGCCCCGGCUGGUCAUCCGCAAGGUGGACAAGCAGAUGGCUCUGCUGGAAGCCGACGACCCGGUGUCGCAGCUGCAUAAGUGCGCGUUCUACAUGAAGGACACCGAGCACAUGUACCUGUGCCUGUCGCAGGAGCGCAUCAUCCAGUUCCAGGCGACGCCGUGCCCCAAGGAACCCAACAAGGAGAUGAUCAACGACGGCGCGUGCUGGACCAUCAUCAGCACCGACAAGGCCGAGUACCAGUUCUACGAGGGAAUGGGCCCGGUCAACUCGCCCAUCACGCCCGUGCCGGUGGUGCACAGCCUCAACCUGAACGGUGGCGGCGACGUGGCCAUGCUGGAGCUGACCGGCGAGAACUUCACGCCCCACCUGCAGGUGUGGUUCGGCGACGUCGAGUCCGAGACCAUGUACCGGUGCCAAGAGAGCAUGUUGGCUGUCGUGCCCGACAUAUCGUCGUUCAGGGGUGACUGGCUGUGGGUCCGGCAGCCCACCCAGGUGCCCGUGUCGCUGGUCCGCAACGACGGCAUCAUCUACGCCACCGGACUCACGUUCACGUACACGCCCGAGUCCGGCCCCCGGAACCACGUGCAGAACACGGACGAGAUCAUGCGUGCGCAACACUCGCACGGACGGCUGCAGCCCAUGCAGACCGACGUGCACUGGGACCAACACCCGUCCAACAUCAAAGACUACCAAUGACGUCACGACAAUCACGCCUUUGACCGGAGCCAACAGUGACGUCAUAGGUCAGAAACUCGCAGAAAACCCAAACAAAACCCGGUCGUAAAGACGUAGGUACUUUAAUCUUUGUACUUGUGUGUGUGUACUUAACUUCUCUUCCUAAACACAACGACACGCAAGCCGCAAACAGAUCUGAAAACUUAAACUUUCAAGGUGCUCGAUGCCGUCCCGAGUUCGGUUUGGUUCGGCGACUGGAUAUUUUUGUAUACUUUAUAUUGUAAGCUAUGUCUUAGGCUAUACUUACCAAACGAGAUAUAGACUGCGCGCUGGACAGGGAUAGAUGGUUGUCUAAUUAACGUGUAAAACGACUAAGUUUGCAAAGUGUAACUUUUCAUGGAAUUUUAAUCAUAAAAAUUACAUAUAGCUUUUUUUUUUUCUUAUGGCCACAAAAACGUUACCCUCAUAGUACCAUAGUAUGUGACCACGAGUCAACAGGUCUGUGGGUUAGGAGUCAUAUUUGUGCAAUUUUUAUAAAACUUUUGACAUUGACCAGAUUGUGGUUGGAUAAUAAAAAUAAACGUGACUUGUUCGCUCAAAUUAAGAGACGAUUUUCAGCGGAUUCACUCGGUUGACAGUAAAAAAUAAGUGGGUUCUAUAUUAUUAUUAUCAAUCACGGAAUUCGUGCAUCGCAGUGUGAUUGUAAACAUUACAUCGUCGACAGACAUUAUUUUCUAAUUAAAAUCGUGCUGAGAAACCCAACCUAACCAGCGCAAUGCACAAAAAAUAUGUGAUUAAAAAAUUAAUAUACUUAAAAAAUUAAACGCAACAAAAUAUGAUAUUAUGAUGUAACGUGUUCUGUUUGUCGCUUUCAAAUAAUAGGAUAAUCGCAAACGUUGCGGGAAAGUACAGAAGUUAAUUAAUUUUUCGUGGGAAUUUCUAUUUUUAUAUAAAAAAAAACCAAAUAACGUCUAUUUCUCUGUUGUUCACAAAGACAAAUAUAUUUUUUCGUGAACAAAAAACCACACAAAGGGUUUUUGAAGACAAGUCAGGCGCGCAGUCUAGUUCUCGGUGUUGUAUGUUUUUUGGUCGACCACUUUGUUUUCAUCGUUGGUUCCAUCGCUAUCGACUGAUUCUAUUUACCUAUGUUUAUACACUCACUUCACCCCACCAAGCAGUAAUAAUAUUAUCCUACGGUUAGGUUAGGUGAAUUUUACACGAGAACGGUUUGUUUUUCCUCUCCACUUCACCCCUCUCCUUACCCUUCUUUUUUUCAUCCCUCGCUUUUUACCUUACCAGUGAACACAGUAUUCGUGUACAUACGGUUAAUGCCAAAGACAUAAUAUUAUAAUGUAUUAUAUUAUAGUGUAUGGUAAUAUUAAAAUGUUAAUACACUAUUCUCAAUAUCAUUAUUAUUAUACAUAUAUAAUAUAUUUUGUUUAGUUCUUAAAACGGUUGUGAUCUAUUUUUUAGAACAUAUAUUAUACAUAUUAAUAUAUAUAAAUAUAUAUAUUUUUUUUGUUAUUCUUCUGUUAAGCUUUCUUCUCUAUACGUGUGCACGCACCAAAACCAAUGUAAUUUUACACCAGUAAUAUUAUGAUAUUGGUUGUGGCAAUCUGUGUAAACCUAAAUCUAUAACUAUAUCCAAUCGGUUAUAAUAUUAUAAUAUAGGUACAUUAUAUUUUUUAUCACUGCGUUAUUAUUAUUUUUAUUUUUUUUUUCUUAAUUAGGCGCCUAUAUUAUGUAUUUUCGGUAUCUUCUUCAAUGUGGUUAAUCCUUCUAGCCCCCCCCCCUCGCCUUCCCCAUUUCUAACCCCAUAACAUUAUGUUUAGCGUGUUAUAAAAUGUUAUGCAAUGUGUAUUUAAAAAUGAUUAUUAUAAUAAAUUAUUAUGUAUACGCAUGAACGCUGUCUUGUGACAAACCAGUAUUAAAAUAUAAAUUGUAAAUAAAUACUGUACAAAAUAUAAACAUUUGAUAUUGAUAGGUAUAAUUAUUAUUAUGAAUGUAUGAA
Adelges cooleyi (spruce gall adelgid) is the source of this 3987-nucleotide messenger RNA. Its product is annotated as recombining binding protein suppressor of hairless-like. Gene Ontology annotation, molecular function: RNA polymerase II cis-regulatory region sequence-specific DNA binding; DNA-binding transcription activator activity, RNA polymerase II-specific. Gene Ontology annotation, biological process: regulation of transcription by RNA polymerase II. Lineage: Eukaryota; Metazoa; Arthropoda; Insecta; Hemiptera; Adelgidae. The record is from RefSeq and is a predicted model, not a curated record. Gene Ontology annotation, cellular component: nucleus. The transcript has 2 exons. Bases 447 to 1997 code for a protein of 516 amino acids.